Molecule: messenger RNA, 1534 nt
Organism: Chenopodium quinoa (quinoa)
Lineage: Eukaryota; Viridiplantae; Streptophyta; Magnoliopsida; Caryophyllales; Amaranthaceae
Product: probable prolyl 4-hydroxylase 12
Exons: 7
Coding region: 397-1311 (304 amino acids)
Biological process (GO): peptidyl-proline hydroxylation to 4-hydroxy-L-proline
Cellular component (GO): endoplasmic reticulum
Molecular function (GO): iron ion binding; procollagen-proline 4-dioxygenase activity; L-ascorbic acid binding
Source: RefSeq, a predicted model, not a curated record
UAGAUCAGCUCGUAAAAAGAGUUGUUCUAGCUUAACCAAGAUCUCGAGUUUGAGACUUGAGGACACAACAACACUUGUUGAGAAAGCUUUUCCUUCAAUUGGUUCUAAUCCGGAUUAGCCGGAAUCCAAUUGGCUUUGGAUUACCAAAUACACUUAUAUUGAAAAAAAAAAAUUUUAAAAUUUCAAAAAAUAACACCUUUUUUUCAAUUGCUUAAAAAAACCUGUUUCAUUUCAUGACAGCUAAAUCGGUUGAUAAAGUUACUUCAUUUCAAUUUUUCAGUGUCACAACAUCCGUACUCUCCGAAGUUUCAAUUCCAAUUUUUUUUCCUUCUCAUUUUUAAUUCCUCUAUUAAUUUUUUUCCCUUUUUUGUCCUCUCUCAAUCUUUCUCAAAGAUAAUGGCAUCGUUGCUUCAAAUUCUUCUCUUUUUUGCUUUUAUGAAUUUUUUCUCGAGUUCCUCAGCUGAAAUUAGCAGAAAGGAAGUAAGAAGUAAAGAAACAAUCCAGGAAAAUCUUGUAAAGUCGAGCAGGAUCGAUCCAUCAAGGGUUGUUCAGCUGUCUUGGCAACCAAGGGUCUUUGUUUAUAGAGAUUUUAUCUCUGAAGAGGAUUGUGACCAUCUCAUCUCUCUGGCACAUGGACAGAGCGAAGGAGCCAACUCUGUGGUCAGUGACACCCAAGGACUGAGUACAAGAUCACUAGUCACUCUUGAUGUGAAAGAUGAAGUAGUUGCAAGAAUAGAGGAAAAAAUUUCAGCAUGGACUCUUCUUCCUCUAGAGAAUAGUAGGGCUUUAGAAGUUCAGCAUUAUGGGAAUGAAGAAGCCAAACAGAAAAAUGACUAUUUUGGGAAUCAGUCUGCCUGGCAAGUUAGUGAACCUUUGAUGGCAACUGUUAUCUUGUUUCUUUCAGACGUGUCUCGAGGUGGUGAGAUUUCCUUCCCUGAGUCACAGCUCAAAGCCUCUCGAUUGAGGACCAGAGUGUGGUCUACUAACCAUGACAAGCUGCUAAGACCUAUCAAAGGGAACGCUAUUCUGUUUUUCAGUGUCCGCCCCAACGCAUCUCCUGACAAAAGCAGUCGCCAUGAGAGAAAUCCUGUUCUUGAGGGUGAAUUGUGGUGUGCCACCAAAUUCUUUCACAUACGAUCAAUAGUAAGUAAGAGAAACAUUCUAUCUGAGUCAGACAACAGUGACUGCAGCGAUGAAGAUGAAAAUUGCCCACAAUGGGCUGCACUUGGUGAAUGUCAAAAGAAUCCAACAUUCAUGGUUGGUUCUCCUGAUUAUUAUGGGACGUGUAGGAGGAGCUGUCAUGUUUGCUGAUUCAUUGAAUUACAGUCAAGAAGCUUUUAGCAGGAUUUAGUGGUAGCCGGUUAGGUUUAGUAUUUUUUCUUCUUUGAAAUCCAUAUCCAUGUGCAUCUCUAUAACUCGAUUGGCAGAUAUCAUGAAUGAAACUGCUAAUCUUACGAGCUUGACAAAGUUUUGUAACUGCACUGCAGCAAGUUCUUAUGUUUGAAGUUAUUAACACGAUACUUGAUUGAGCUAA